Eimeria necatrix is the source of this 1308-nucleotide messenger RNA. RefSeq lists its product as hypothetical. NCBI's taxonomy places the organism in Eukaryota, Apicomplexa, Conoidasida, Eucoccidiorida, Eimeriidae. The record is from RefSeq and is a predicted model, not a curated record.
AUGGAAGCUGAGAGCCGCACUGAGCCCAAAAAUGGAUUUAUCUCAACAGAAUGCUGCGUAGCAGCAGCAGCAAAUGCAGCAGCAGCAGCAGCAACAGCAGCAGCAGCAGUUAAAGCAACAGUGCCCAGCGGCGCAGCUGCAGCAGCAGCAAUGACAGUGUCACCAGAAGCUGCAGCAGCAGCAGCAGCAGCAGCAGCAGAAAAAGCUGCUGCACCAGCAAAAGCAGAAGCAACAAAUUCGCAGCAAGCAACACCGCCCGCAGCAGCAGCAGCAACAGCAGCAGCAGCAGCAGCAGCAGCAGCAGCAGCAAGCCCCUCGCUGAUGACUCGCAGCGUGUCUGUUGCUUCUUUAAAGAAUCGUCUCCUUUCCAUAGCUGGAGUCUCUUCUGCUUUGAAGCGGCAUUAUUCAUUUGCCAAUCCCGAAGCAGCAGCAGCAGCAGCUAAUGCUGCUGCUGCUGCUGCUGCUGCUGCGGCUGCUGCUGCUGCUGCUGAUGCAGAUAAUGGGCGUGCCACUGUGACAGCAGCAAAUGCCGCUGCUGCCCCUUCGAGAGUAGCAGCAACCCACAUGCCUGUUGAAGCAGCAGCAGCAGCAGCAGCUGCUGCUGCUGCUCCGAAUCCCGCUGCUGCUGCUACUAACACUAGUAGCAGCCGCAGCAGCAGCCGACGCAGCAGCAGCAGCAGCAAUAGCAGCAGCAACAGCAGCAGCAAAAGCAACAACAACAGCAGCAGCAACAGCAGCAACCGCCGCAGCAACAAAGAUGCCUCGCCUAAUCUGCUGCUGCAGCUAGAUGAGACUUUGUCUCUGAGCGAUUGCUUAGAUUGCUCUUACACUUUCCCAAGUGGUGCUGCUGCUGCUGCUGCUGCUGCUGCUGCUGCUGCUGCUGAUGGUUCGUUUUCCAGCAGCAGCAGCAGAAGCAGCAAGCUCAAACCCCAAAACCGAAAAAGCCAAAUCAGCAGCAGCAGCAGCAGCAGCAAUGGCCACCGCAGCAGCAGCAGAUACAGGAGCAGCAAACUCAGGAGCAGCAGCAACAGACGCAGUACCAGCGGCCGCAUGCAGCAGCAGCAGCAGCAGCAGCAGCAGCAACAGCAACAGCAGCAGCAGCUUCUGCUGCAGGAGCCGCCGCUGCUACAGCUGGCGCCGCAGCGCAGCAGCAGCAAGGGCUCAGCAGCAGCAGCAGCAGCAGCAGCUGCAGCAGCAGCAGCAGAAGAACAACAAAAGACCAGAAGCUACAGCAGCAGCAGCAAAGAAGCAGCAGCAAAAAGGGACAAAGAGACACAAACUGAAACUUCCCCAAAUGGCUCUCCGUAA